AUGCUUUCCCGACUUGCUCGACCCGUUGCCCGAACUGCUGUCCGAUUUGGAUCCAGCGAAAACAAGUUCGCCAUCACCAAGGAAAUGAAGAUCUCCAUGGGCGCUUCCGUCUUCUUCGGCGCCGCCUUCUACAACUUCAUCCGAGGCAACAUCAACCCCGGCACCAACCCCGUCAACUACGUCCCCAAGAGCGCUCUCUAA
Molecule: messenger RNA, 201 nt
Organism: Oikopleura dioica
Lineage: Eukaryota; Metazoa; Chordata; Appendicularia; Copelata; Oikopleuridae
Source: the annotation of a GenBank genome assembly